Menidia menidia (Atlantic silverside) is the source of this 2776-nucleotide messenger RNA. The record is from the annotation of a GenBank genome assembly. Lineage: Eukaryota; Metazoa; Chordata; Actinopteri; Atheriniformes; Atherinopsidae.
CGAGGGGAGCGUGACAUGCGCGUGCGCACGCACCAUGGCGUUGAAAGGCUGAAUGUGACAGGUAGGCUAGCUAAAAACACCCCGGACUGACGCAUCUGCCGCCAGCUACGGCGCGGAACCAACAAAGAUGGGGUCCAGAAUCAGAGAGAAUCCUGAGUCCACCUUUGAGGUUUACCUGGAGGUAGCCCAGCCAGGCAAGCAUAGCUCUGGGCCAGAGGUACAGAGACAGUUCCCAGAGGACUACACAGAACAGGAAACUCUUCAGACUGUGCCAAAGUUUUGCUUCCCCUUCAGCGUGGACAGCCUCACCGUCAACCAGGUUGGGCAGAACUUCACGUUUGUAUUGACUGACAUUGAGAGCAAACAGAGAUUUGGGUUCUGUCGCCUGUCUUCAGGCGCACACACCUGCUACUGCAUUCUCAGCUACUUGCCCUGGUUUGAAGUCUUCUACAAACUUCUAAAUAUCAUUGCAGAUUACACUAUCAAAGGCCAGGAGAGUGAGUGGCAUGAGCUGCUGGUGUCCCUCCACACGCUGCCCAUACCUGAGCCUGGAGUGCCCGUUCAUAUUGGAGUGCAUUCCUUCUUCACUGUGCCUGACACAAGCGAACUCCCCAGUAUUCCCGAGAAUAGAAACCUAACAGAGUACUUUGUAGCAGUAGAUGUCAAUAACAUGCUUCACCUGUAUGCUAGUAUGCUUUAUGAACGUCGAGUCCUCAUCUGCUGUAGCAAACUAAGCACUUUAACAGCCUGUGUUCAUGGAUCUGCAGCCAUGUUAUAUCCAAUGCACUGGCAACACGUCUACAUUCCUGUCCUCCCUCAGCAUCUGCUGGACUACUGCUGUGCUCCGAUGCCCUACCUUAUCGGAGUUCAUUCCAGCCUCAUGGAGAAGGUUCGGGGGAUGGCCCUGGAUGAUGUGGUGGUGCUCAACGUGGACACAAACACGUUGGAAACACCCUUUGAUGACCUCCAGAGCCUGCCUAACGACGUGGUUUCACAGUUGAAAAGCCGUUUGAAGAAGGUCUCGGCAACGACGGGGGACGGGGUGGCCCGAGCCUUCCUCAAGAGUCAGGCAGCUCUGUUUGGCAGCUACAGGAGUGCCCUGCAGAUUGAGCCGGGAGAACCAAUAACAUUCAACGAAGAAACCUUUAUGAACCAUCGCUCAAGUGCCAUGAGACAUUUCCUCCAGAAUGCCAUUCAGCUGCAGCUCUUCAAGCAGUUCAUCGAUGGCCGACUGGACCUGCUGAACUCAGGAGAGGGCUUUAACGACAUCUUUGAGGAGGAGAUCAGCAUGGGGGAAUAUGCAGGCAGUGACAAGACCUACCACCAGUGGCUGUUCACUGUGAAGAAAGGGGGCGGAGCUAUCUUCCAAACUGUGAAGACAAAGGCAAACCCAGCUAUGAGGACCGUUUACAAGUUUGCAAAGGACCACGCCAAGAUGCGCAUCAAAGAAGUGAAAAGCCGGCUUAAACAGAGGGAGCAGGCGGAGAACGGCUUCUCCACCCCCGGCAUCGACGAGGACAGCGUGGCUGGAUUUGCCUCCGGGGGGGCGCUCAGACCCCUGGAGGACCACAGGCCCAUCACUAUGCACUUUGGGCAGGCCGGCCUCCACCAGGGGGGGGGGGGGGGGGGGGGGGGGAGUUUACCUGUCAGGGGAGCUGCCCGGCCUCCGAUCCUACUAAAGAGGCCGAGCAGCAACAUGAGUCUGGAGAGCAGCUCUGACCACUCUAUCCGUCCUACUCGCCACUACACAAUCUUUCUGUCUGAGGAUUCGUCCGGGGACGAGCUCCAGUAUGGCGACGACUCCAUGUCUGGCUUUCCUGACAGCUUUCUCUUCGCUGUCCCCUUUGAUUGGUCGCCUCUGCCGCAGCCCUACCGCUCCCUGAAGGAGGCGGAGCUGAUGGAGGCGGAGGACGCCGGUCUGGGGGCGGAGAGCCACACCGCCCCCCCCAGUCCAGUCACCGAAAAGUUCUCCAACAUCAACCUCCUGGGGGACAUUUUCGGCUGCCAGGACGAGCCCGACAGCCAGCCCCUCGCCCUGGCCAAAAGCCUGGAGGACCUCCGGACCCCCAAAGACCCCGACGAGCUCCAGGCCAAGUUCACCUACCAGCGGAUGGACCUGAGCGUGAGCGAGAACACGCGGACGCUUCCGGGCCUCAAGCUGUCCCACCCCUACAACAAGCUGUGGGGGGGCGAGAGACCCCCGGCCGUCCCGGCCCCUCUGCGGACAGAGGCCCCCCCCCCCUCCCCGGGCGGGGACAGCUCCUCCCCAGGAAACAUCACCAUCCCCCGCCCCCUGGGGAGGAAGACCCCGGAGCCCGGGGCCGGCCUGGUGCCCCCGGUGGCCCAGGCCCCCCCCAAAGCGGGGGGGUUGUGUGGGGGCAGGACUACUCCUGGGGGGCAGGAGUUCCGGCAGGCUCUGAGCAUGAGCAGUGAGGAGGACCUGCUGAGGGACAGCCCGGACCUGCUCAGCCUGCUGGACCCCCUCAGCGGCCCCGCCCAGGGCCCCGGGGCCAGACCCACGCUGCCCCCCCGGCCCCACCCCCAGGGCCCGCCCGCCUUCGGCCUGCCCCCCCACAUGUCUCUGAACCCUUUUGCACAGCCCCCCCAGCUCUACUCUGUGGGGGGGAACCCCUUUGGCUCGAGGCCGGCUCAGGCCCGGGGGGACGGCCCCCAGAACCAGGACCCCUUUGGGGACCUGCUGAGCAUGGCCACGCCCGUUCCACCACAGAAGAAGAAGGUGGAGGACCUUCGGAGGAAGUGGGAAACGUUUGACUAA